UAAAUAAAUUGGAUAUAUUAGCUCUUCAUUUUCUUGUCUGUCACCGUCCAACCUACCUUACUUCUCUCUGUCUCUCUGAAGUCUCUGUUUCUCGAAUUUCUUCACUGUCAUAGUGCACUGCUUUCUUAGGGUUUUCCUUUCCCUCCCUGUCUAUGUGCCAUGAGGAAAACUUGUUACCCUCCUAACUCCACCUUCCAGCGAACCCAACGGAAGCACUCCGUGCUCGCUCCCCACUGCCUCCGUUUCCGCAAUUUCUCAGCGAACCAACGUCUUGAUCGUUCUCCGGUGCCAACCGCUACUUCCUUUCGCCAUAACUUCGUCAUCGAGCUUCGCUCGAACGGCAGAGACAUACAAAGAACGAAUGUCGAGUCCUUGAUCGCACAAUGCAAACCUUCGCCGCAGAAUUUCAAAGUCUUGAAAUCCUGUCCCGUCGCCGGAGCCUUGUAUUACUCUCAAUGGACGGAUGCUCUGGGAGUGCUGGUCCAUCUCUGGGGCUUGCGCUUCGACGGGGCUCACGGUUUCGAGCCGAGGGUCAUACUCAACGUCUCGGUCCCGUCCGAUAGCGUUGAGCUUCGGGACCGGCUCCAAACCCUGUUCAUGGACCGCGUGCGCCGGCUGAUAGACGGAGAGGAAGUUAAGAGAUGGCGCAAGAAGCUCCAGCGCACGUCGGAGGAGAUUGACAAGAUCACGGCUAUGCUAAGUAAGCCGAACCGUCUCGGCGUGAGUGACCAGCUCUACAAUAAGAAGAAGGGGCUGAUUACCGAGAGGGACUUGAUCGCAAAGCGUUUGGUAGAGUUUAAGUCUGCAAUGAACUGUAUACUGGAUCAUUUGGAAGGAAAGAAGAAUGAAGAGGAGGAGAUUGGUGAAGAGGCCAUGGAAUUGUUUAGGUUCGGUGAGGUUAUUGAUUGGAAUCGGAUUUUUUGCUUGGUUUCGCGGGAGUGUCGGCGGCUUGAGGAUGGGCUGCCCAUUUAUGCUUACAGGAAGGAGAUUCUUCAUCAAGUUCAUGUUCAACAGAUACUGGUAUUGAUUGGAGAGACGGGUUCAGGGAAGAGUACACAGUUGGUUCAAUUUCUUGUGGACUCAGGAGUUGCUGCCGAUGACUCCAUUAUAUGUACUCAGCCUCGCAAGAUAGCUGCCAUCUCAUUGGCUGAGAGAGUGAGAGAAGAAAACAUUGGGUGUAAUGAAAAUAAACCAAUCAUUUGCUGCAAAACAUCUUCAUCUAUUCGACCAUUUGAUUCUGAGGUAAUAUAUAUGACGGACCACUGUUUACUGCAACAUUACAUGAAUGAUAAUAAUUUAUCUGGGAUAUCAUGCAUCAUAGUUGAUGAGGCCCAUGAGAGGAGUUUAAAUACUGAUCUCCUUUUGGCAUUGAUCAAGAGUUUAUUGUGUCGGAGAUCGGAUUUACGGCUUAUUAUAAUGUCUGCUACUGCUGAUGCAAACCAGCUCUCAGAGUACUUUUUUAAUUGUAGAAUCUUUCACGUGGUGGGAAGAAACUUUCCAGUUGAUGUCAAAUAUGUCCCUUGCGUGACAGAAGGAGGUUCUGGUUCUGGUUUUGUUGCUUCAUAUGUUCCUGAGGUUGUGAGGAUGGCGACUGAGGUGCACAUAAAUGAGAAAGAGGGGACAGUUCUUGCCUUUUUGACUUCUCAAAUGGAAGUAGAAUGGGCUUGUGAAAGGUUCAAUGCUCCCUCUGCAAUUGCAUUAGCUUUACAUGGAAAACUUUCUUUUGAAGAGCAAUUACGUGUUUUCCAGGACUACCUUGGAAAAAGAAAAGUCAUAUUUGCAACAAAUGUUGCGGAGACAUCACUGACAAUUCCUGGAGUAAAGUAUGUAAUUGAUUGUGGCAUGGUUAAAGAUAGUAAAUAUGAACCUGGCAGUGGCAUGAAUGUCCUCAAGGUUUGCAGGAUCAGCCAGAGUUCUGCUAAUCAACGUGCUGGGCGCGCUGGGAGAACAGAACCUGGAAGGUGUUAUAGACUCUACUCAGUAUCUGAUUAUGAAUCUAUGCCUCCUAACCAGGAACCUGAGAUUCGUAGAGUUCACCUUGGAGUUGCAGUUCUUAGGAUCCUUGCUUUAGGCGUCAAGAAUGUACAGAACUUUGAUUUUGUUGAUGCACCAAGUGCUAAAGCUAUUGAUAUGGCUGUCAGAAAUCUCGUUCAGUUAGGAGCUGUUACAUGGAGUAAUGGAGUUCUAGAGUUAACCAGCGAAGGUACAUAUUUAGUUAAAUUGGGUAUUGAGCCUCGGCUUGGUAAACUGAUUCUUGGCUGCAUGGAUUAUAAUUUGCGUCGUGAGGGAGUUGUCCUUGCCAUUGUAAUGGCAAAUGCCAGUAGCAUAUUUUGCAGAGUUGGUAGUGAUGAAGAUAAACUAAAAUCUGAUUGCCUUAAGGUGCAAUUUUGUCACCUCAAUGGUGACCUCUUUACUCUUCUCUCUGUUUACAAGGAAUGGGAGGCUGUGCCUCAAGAUAGGAAAAACAAGUGGUGUUGGGAAAACAGUGUCAACGCCAAAUCCAUGCGGAGAUGUCAAGAUACGAUUAGGGAGUUAGAAUCUUGCCUCAAUCAUGAACUUGAUGUUGUUAUUCCCAGUUACUGGAGGUGGGAUCCUCGUAGGUGUACUGAGCUUGAUAAAUAUAUGCAAAAGGCUAUACUCUCUUCCCUUCAAGAAAAUGUAGCCAUGUUCGGGUAUGAUCAACUUGGUUAUGAAGUGGCACUCACGGGACGUCAUGUUCAGCUUCAUCCGUCAAGUUCAUUGCUAAUAUUCAGUCAGAAGCCUAGUUGGGUAGUUUUUGGGGAAAUCUUAUCAAUUUCUAACGAGUAUCUGGUUUGUGUAACUGCUGUUGACAUAGAAUCUUUGUCUACCCUUUACCCUCCUCUGUUUGAUGUGUCUAAGAUGAAAAACCAGAGGUUGCAGGUGAGGGUGUUGACUGGUUUUGGUAGUACUCUCCUGAAAAGAUUUUGUGGGAAGUCCAAUAGUAAUCUGCUUCGUCUUGAAUCUCAUAUACGCACAGAGUGUAUGGAUCAACGUAUUGGCAUCAAGGUCAAUGUUGACCUGAAUGAGAUUCGGUUAUUUGCCUCUUCAGAAGGUAUGGAAAAGGUUUUUGGUUUUGUCAAUGGCGAGUUGGAGUAUGAACGGAAGUUGCUGCUUAGUGAAUGCAUGGAGAAAUGCUUAUACCAUGGACCUGGUAUCUUGCCUUCUAUUGCGCUGUUUGGAUCUGGAGCUGAGAUUAAACAUUUGGAGCUUGAAAAGAGAUAUUUGACUGUUGACGUGUAUCAUUCAAAUGUGGAUGCCAUUGACGAUAAGGAGCUUAUAAUGUUUCUCGAGAAGUUUGCCUCUGGUAGUAUAUGUGCUAUCCACAAGUUUACUGGCAUUGGACUGGAUGGUGAUGACAAAGAGAAGUGGGGCAGGGUAACAUUUCUUACUCCUGAUGCUGCUGCAAAGGCUGCUGAACUAAAUGGAUCUGAAUUCAACAGCUCCUUAGUGAGGGUAGUUCCAUCACGGACAACAUUUGGAGAUUAUAAAAUGUUCUCAUUUCCUGCUGUUAAAGCUAAAGUUUCUUGGCCACGUAGGCCCAGUAAGGGGUUUGCAAUUGUAAAAUGUGAUCUACUUGAUGUGCAGUUCAUUGUUAAUGAAUUCCAUAACCUGCUGAUAGGAGGGAAGAAUGUUCGUUGUGAACCUAGCAGCAAGUCUGCGGAUGGUGUUGUGAUAAACGGAAUUGAUAAAGAACUUUCUGAGGCUGAAGUUUUUGAAAUAUUGAGGUCUGCCACUAAUAGGAGAAUCCUGGAUUUUUUCCUGGUGAGAGGAGUUGCUGUAGAAAAUCCACCAAGCAGUGCUUGUGAAGAAGCACUCUUAAAAGAAAUUUCUCACUUUAUGCCUAAAAAGAACCCUCACACUAAUUGUUGCCAAGUUCAGGUCUUCCCACCCGAACCAAGGGAUACUUUCAUGAAAGCUUAUAUCACUUUUGAUGGAAGAUUACAUCUGGAGGCUGCAACAGCUUUGGAGCAACUGGAAGGGAAAGUAUUGCCUGGUUGUCUUUCAUGGCAGAAGAUAAAGUGCCAGCAGUUAUUUCAUACCUCAUUGUCGUGCCCCGCGCAUAUCUAUUUUGUGAUCAAGAAGCAGCUGGAUUCCUUACUUGCACGCUUCAGGCAUUUAAAGGGUGCAGAGUGCACUCUAGACAAGACUGCUAAUGGUUCCUACCGAGUGAAGAUAUCUGCAAAUGCUACAAAAAUUGUGGCAGAGGUCAGAAGACCUGUGGAAGAGCUUAUGAGAGGGAAGACCAUUGAUGAUGCCAGCCUCACGCCAACCAUUAUACAGCAUCUAUUUUCUAGAGAUGGCAUCUGUCUUAAAAAGUCAGUGCAACAGGAGACGGGAACCUUCAUUCUCCUUGACAGGCACAGCCUUCAUGUACGGGUGUUUGGUUCUCCGGACAAGGUUGCAUUGGCACAGAAGAAAUUGGUUGAAUCCCUUUUGACCCUUCAUGAAAGCAAACAACUUGAGAUCCAUCUCCGUGGUAGAGAUCUGCCUCCCAACCUGAUGAAGGAGGUAGUGUCUAAGUUUGGGCCAGAUCUCCAUGGGCUCAAAGAGAAGGUAUCUGGGGCUGAGUUUGCUCUCAAUACUCGCCGGCAUGUCAUAUCCGUUCAUGGUAACAAAGAGUUGAAGCAAAAGGUAGAAGAGGUUAUUUAUGAGAUUGCGCAGAUGAAAUAUGGUUCGACUGAAAGAUUUGACAAUGAAACAACAUGCCCCAUCUGCUUGUGUGAGGUUGAGGAUGGUUACCGGCUUGAAGGCUGUGGGCAUUUGUUCUGUCAAUUGUGUCUGGUGGAGCAGUGUGAGUCUGCAAGUAAGAACCAGGAUAGUUUUCCAAUACGCUGUGCCCACGAGGGCUGCAGGUCUCCUAUUUUGCUUAUGGAUUUGAGGUCUCUCUUGUUAUGCGAGAAGUUGGAGGACCUCUUCAGGGCUUCUGUGGGGUCCUUUGUUGCAUUGAGCGGAGGCACUUACAGGUUUUGUCCAUCUCCCGACUGUCCAUCAGUUUAUCGAGUGGCAGAUCCCGGGACUGCUGGCGAGCCAUUUUUUUGUGGGGCAUGUUAUGCAGAGACUUGUACUAGGUGCCACUUAGAGUAUCAUCCAUACCUAUCAUGUGAGAGGUACCAGGAGUUCAAGGAGGAUCCGGAUUCGUCUCUUAAGGAGUGGUGCAGAGACAAAGAAAAUGUGAAGAGCUGCCCUGUGUGUGGCUAUACAAUCGAGAAAUUUGAAGGGUGCAACCACGUUGAGUGCAGGUGUGGGAGGCACAUAUGCUGGGCAUGUUUGGAGUUUUUUGAAACAAGUGAUGAUUGCUACAACCACUUGAGGAAUGUGCACAUGGCCAUCAUAUGAAAGUUAAGCUGCGCCGUGAAUAAUAACCUCUAAUGCUAAUCUGAGGCUUUCGAUAGGAAUGUACAUAUAAGCCAGAAUGUAUAUGUACACAGUUUACAUACAUCAUACAUGUUAUCUAUAUAGAAAAUAAAGGUUGCUGCGGGUGCUUGCUUC
This is a messenger RNA of Juglans microcarpa x Juglans regia, 5511 nucleotides long. RefSeq names its product ATP-dependent RNA helicase DEAH11, chloroplastic-like. The record is from RefSeq and is a predicted model, not a curated record. Gene Ontology annotation, molecular function: RNA binding; ATP binding; zinc ion binding. Gene Ontology annotation, biological process: spliceosomal complex disassembly. Lineage: Eukaryota; Viridiplantae; Streptophyta; Magnoliopsida; Fagales; Juglandaceae. Gene Ontology annotation, cellular component: catalytic step 2 spliceosome; intracellular anatomical structure.